AUGGUACCGGACAGCCUGCUCCCGAAGCGCCAGCAGCUGCCGAGGCUUCGAGCGCAACACCAAGCCCUCCGGAUGUCUAUUCCCGAAUUUCUCCGGUUCAGCAAUGAAAAACUGAAUCAGAAUGCUUUAGAUGAUGAUUACCGCGCCGAAUCGGAUACCUCUCGAACGGGGCAAUUCGAGCCUCCGUCUAGGACGCCAGAUCCUCUAGGCGCAUACGAAUCACCUUUCAAGACGUCCAUCAAUAACCAUGGAGUCACUGAUGCCGACGAUCAAUUUCCGGACUACUUAACAUCAUUUAAUACUGCCGUCAGUUCGCCAUCUAUUAGCGGCUAUCUUUCAAUCCCUAGCAUCGGCGGUGGACUAGAUGGCUUUGAGCAGUUCUCACGCCUGGCCGUUGAUGGCGAUGCGGGUGGUUCUGUGUUGGUCCGCCAGGACGGCCAGCAGAGAACCAGAAUGGGCAUGGUCGUGGUAAACAUGUUAAACUACGUGGAUCGACACCACGACGAAGAGCACCGCCAGCGGGCCGACUACAGCCAAAUGAUCACCAGCUGA
Anthostomella pinea is the source of this 552-nucleotide messenger RNA. NCBI's taxonomy places the organism in Eukaryota, Fungi, Ascomycota, Sordariomycetes, Xylariales, Xylariaceae. The record is from the annotation of a GenBank genome assembly.